AUGAGGAUGUUAACUCUCCUUCAGAUAAAGCAUUCCAGUAAAUCAUUUGCCCAUUUGACGGCUGCCAAGGAGACAACUAGACAGACAGCCGCCUCAAAACAUAGUGAAGUGAUGGUUGAUAAAGCACAUGCUCCACAAUUCUUAGGGAAGCAGAUUCUCAACGAAAAUAAUCAAGGUUUGGAUAUUUAUCAGCAAAUUAACAAUAACAUAGAUAUUCCGAAUAAUUAUCCUCCUGGAAGUGAUACUGGCGAUGCGGAUGACAACAUAGCUUUUAAUCCUACUAUACAGAGUCCUCAAGAAAUUAAAAACUCUAAUGCAUUUGAUGCUUCUAGGGAUAGCUCGGAAAAAUUUGUUAAUAAUUGCAGUGACAAGAUAGAAGCUGCUGACUGUAGUAUUUCCAAUCUCGUUUCUUAUUCUGACACUGAUGGUCAUAAAAAUGUACCCAAUUGUGCUAAGGUUCACACUGGAAGCCCCAAUGCUACUGAAACUCAUAAUGAUUGUUCAAAAUAUGCGGGAUCUAAUGCAACUCUAGAUGAGGCUUCAAGUUCUACUACUGAAGUUCUUAGUAAUUCUGGUGCUUGUAUUAUCAAUCAACUUAAUAAUGUAACUGAAGCCAAUGAAUUAAAAAGAUUGUCCGGAUCAAUACAUUUUAAGAAGCACAAUUUGGAAAAAAACCUAUUUGUAUGCCCUCAGCCAAAGCAUAUGAAGGCUCAUGGAAAAUUGACUUCAAAAGUUUCUAUUGAAAUAGAAAAUACCAGAGAGAUUGCACCACAAGCAGAGAUUGAGGACAAACAACUAGAUCCGAUUAUAAAAGAAGGAUUUUCUUCAAAUGGCUCAUCGGCUCAGAGCAUUGAAAAUUUGGAAGCUGAGUCAAAUUUUACUAAUAAGGUAUAA
Protopolystoma xenopodis is the source of this 894-nucleotide messenger RNA. NCBI's taxonomy places the organism in Eukaryota, Metazoa, Platyhelminthes, Monogenea, Polystomatidea, Polystomatidae. The record is from the annotation of a GenBank genome assembly.